AUGUUCUUUUCUACAGACAUCUUGGUAUCUGCUACUGGUCCUACGGUAGUUACCUCGACUGCACUAGAUUCCGGUAUCUUCUACUCAUCUGACGUCUUCACCUUGACAUCAACGGCAUCAGAUGGCGGAACAUUCUUUUCCUCCAAUACUCCUACAUCCACUGUUGAUUCGCACACCAGUGCCCAUUGUCUCCCAACCGCACACCUCGACAACCCUCUGAACCCUAAUGUGGCACCGCCGAUUGAUGCUGUACCAUCAUUCGUUGACUACAGCACACCACCAAUUGCAUUACCUGAAGUUGCCGGGCGUGCUUUCGACCGUGGAACACCAUUUGAGAUGCCCAAUCUUACGUCUUUAGGAAAAGAAAUGCCUACGGGGUUAUCGUCAGUUUUGACAAAGCGGGCCGUUCCCAGGAUCGCGAGUAACCCAGGUCCGAUUCUCGGCGCUGUGGUAAUCGUUCUGGGUAUCGUUCUUGCGUUGUUCUUGUCAGUCAAGUACUGUUUGCGCAGAAGUUCCGGGCCCCACGAUUUGGAAAAGGGAAAUUAUCCGUACACUCGCGGUCGUCGUCGCUACCGGGAUGGUUCACCUUCAGUCACUCGUCCUGAUGACAUUCCAAUCUCCGAAGGCUAUGGCAUGGAUCCCGUCGAUCUUGCUCGCGCUCAGAAUUGGCAAGACGGUUUCUCUGAAAAAGGUGUGGAUGUUACCCGAGACUGUGUAGAUCGAGCCAUUAGCGCUGACAACUUUCAGUGGAUUCCCAUUUCCGGAGGCGGUAACGGUGGCGCGUAUGUAUCUCCGCAGCUUCCCAGCUCCAUCCCAACACGCAAGCUGGUACCUAAACCCCGUCCUGUAACCCAGCUGCCGGUGCCCUCAUCCGACCUGCGCCCUCUAGAUAUAAUUGAUCAGCCAGUCUCCGCGUUGAGUUCGGACGAUGGACAGAUUGAUCACAACCGUACGCGAGAUUACAACAAUGGCUCACCUCUUAACUCGCCUACAAUGCGUCGUGGUCCUUUUGGGUGGUUGUGA
Molecule: messenger RNA, 1023 nt
Organism: Alternaria postmessia
Lineage: Eukaryota; Fungi; Ascomycota; Dothideomycetes; Pleosporales; Pleosporaceae
Exons: 1
Coding region: 1-1023 (340 amino acids)
Source: RefSeq, a predicted model, not a curated record